Molecule: messenger RNA, 1846 nt
Organism: Arvicanthis niloticus (Nile rat)
Lineage: Eukaryota; Metazoa; Chordata; Mammalia; Rodentia; Muridae
Gene: Txk
Product: TXK tyrosine kinase
Biological process (GO): protein phosphorylation
Molecular function (GO): protein tyrosine kinase activity; protein binding; ATP binding
Source: RefSeq, a predicted model, not a curated record
UUGAAAGAUGUGUUACUGUGAGUGGAACACAGCUGAAGAACCAAGGCUUCUGUGUAUGCCCAGCCAACAGGGUAGCCAUGAUCCUGUCCUCUUAUAGCACCUUCCAGUCUGUCCUCUGCUGCUGCUGCUGCUGCUCAGUGCAGAAGAGACAAGUGAGGACACAGAUAAGCCUGAGCAGAGACGAAGAACUCUCAGAAAAGCCUUCCCAGCGUCAGAGGCCUUGGUUCUCCAAACUGAUGGGAAAAAAUCAAUCCAACAAAAGCCGGGUGCAACCCUCAAAGCGCAAGCCGCUGCCUCCCCUCCCUCAGGAGCUUCCGGAAGAGAGAAUCCAGGUCAAGGCUCUUUAUGAUUUCCUGCCUCGGGAGCCCUGUAAUUUGGCACUGAAGAGAGCAGAGGAAUAUCUGAUAUUGGAGAGGUGCGAUCCUCACUGGUGGAAAGCCAGAGACCGCCUUGGGAAUGAAGGCUUAAUCCCAAGUAACUAUGUGACAGAAAACAGACUCACCAAUUUAGAAACAUACGAAUGGUACCAUAAGAACAUUACAAGAAAUCAGACAGAACGCCUGCUGAGGCAAGAGGCUAAAGAAGGUGCAUUUAUCGUGAGAGAUUCGAGACAUUUGGGGUCUUACACAAUCUCUGUGUUUACAAGAGCCGGAAGGCGUACACAGUCUUCAAUAAAACAUUAUCAGAUUAAAAAGAAUGACUCAGGACAGUGGUACGUCACCGAAAGACACCUCUUUCCCUCAGUUCCCGAGUUAAUCCAGUAUCACCAGUACAAUGCAGCUGGCCUCAUGUCCCGUCUCCGCUAUCCUGUUGGGCUCCUGGGCAGCUGUUUGCCAGCCACAUCUGGUUUUAGCUAUGAAAAGUGGGAGAUAGAUCCGUCAGAAUUGGCUUUUGUCAAGGAGAUCGGAAGUGGUCAGUUUGGGGUAGUCCACUUAGGAGAAUGGAGAGCACAUAUCCGGGUCGCCAUCAAGGCCAUCAAUGAAGGUUCCAUGUCUGAAGAAGAUUUCAUUGAGGAAGCCAAGGUGAUGAUGAAACUGUCACAUUCGAGGCUAGUUCAACUUUAUGGUGUGUGUAUACAGCAGAAGCCCCUCUUCAUAGUGACGGAGUUCAUGGAGAAUGGCUGCCUGCUGGACUACCUCAGGGAGAGAAGAGGCAAGCUCCAGAAGGCGCUGCUCUUGAGCAUGUGCCAGGACGUCUGUGAGGGGAUGGCGUACCUGGAGUCGAGCUGCUAUAUUCACAGGGAUCUGGCUGCCAGAAACUGUUUGGUCAGUUCUGCCUGUAUAGUAAAGAUCUCGGACUUUGGGAUGACGAGGUACGUUUUGGACGAUGAGUAUAUCAGUUCUUCUGGAGCUAAGUUCCCAGUCAAGUGGUGCCCCCCUGAAGUUUUUCACUUCAACAAGUACAGUAGCAAGUCUGACGUCUGGUCGUUUGGAGUUUUAAUGUGGGAAGUUUUUACAGAAGGAAAAAUGCCGUUUGAAAAUAAGUCAAAUUUGCAAGUAGUAGAAGCCAUUUCUCAAGGUUUCCGGCUGUAUCGUCCUUACCUGGCCCCCAUGUCUGUAUACAGAGUUAUGUACAGCUGCUGGCAUGAGAACCCUAAAGGCCGUCCGACAUUUGCCGAGCUGCUUCAGGUUCUCACAGAGAUCGCAGAAACUUGGUGACCUUAAGUGGAACGCCAGCCCACAGGGUGAUCUUGCAAAAUUGUCACAAGGUGAAACCAUGGGCAUCUCUGAUGGGAAAUAUCUCCAAUAGGGCUGUUGACUCUUGGCAAUGGAGCAAAGGUCACAGGCUUAUCACACUGAUUUCAAUGCAAAAUAUUCUGAUAGUAGUCUUUGUACAGGUGUGAGAG